This is a messenger RNA of Brassica napus (rape), 1122 nucleotides long. RefSeq lists its product as uncharacterized. The coding region runs from base 1 to 1122 and encodes 373 amino acids. The record is from RefSeq and is a predicted model, not a curated record. Gene Ontology annotation, molecular function: catalytic activity. Lineage: Eukaryota; Viridiplantae; Streptophyta; Magnoliopsida; Brassicales; Brassicaceae. The transcript has a single exon.
AUGUCGAUGUUUUUUGCGUGGAAUGUUAGAGGACUGAACAGUGAUCGACGCCACGACAUGGUCAAAGACUGGAUUAAUAUUCAGAGACCUCUUUUUGGAGCAUUUCUUGAGACGCAUAUUCACAGUAGUAAUGAAGCCAGAAUCCGUAGUGCUAUCCCGGUCGGUUGGAAGUUUUUUGGGAACUACGGGGAAAACAUUUCUGGUCGGAUAGUAGUGGUUUGGGACCCCUCGGUCUCAGUAUUUAUAUACAAGGCUUCUGCACAGGCAGUUACCUGUGGCAUUCAUAUUUUGGCGCAAAGUUUGACCUUCACAGUCACCUUUGUGUAUGGAUUUAACGAGGUUGGGGAGAGGAUGGCUCUAUGGAAGGAGUUAGAGCAGAUUAAUAGAACACCGGCCAUGUCAAAUUCACCGUGGGCGGUUAUAGGCGAUUUUAACCAGAUUCUGAGACUCUCUCACCAUUCUGGUUACCCUACAAGAGUUAUUGAUGAUGAUGGUAUGGAAGAUAUGAAUAUUGCUCUGCAGGACUCAGAGCUCUUCGAGGCUCAGUCUAAAGGGGCUCCGUUCACUUGGUGGAAUAAUAAUGAGGUAAACCCUAUCUCGAAGAGGAUUGAUCAUGCUCUUAUAAAUCAGCUAUGGGCGACAAGAUUUCCAGACUCCUAUGCAGACUUCUUGGACCCAGGGCAAUCUGAUCACUCUCCCUACAUUGUCAAGAUUCCCUCUGUCAGACGUUCAUCUAGGAAGCCUUUCAAGUUCUUUCAUCAUGUCAUGGACCAUCCAGAUUACGCAUCUGUUGUUUCUAAUGUGUGGAAUCCGGGGACUAUCAUGGGGACAACUCAGUUCAGGCUGGUAAGGUCAAUGAAAAUGAUGAAAAAAGAUAUGAGGAACCUCAAUAAAAGGAACUUCAGCGGUGUUUCUCAAAGGGUGAAGGAGCAAACAGGAAAGGUAGGACUUCUACAGAGAGCUCUCCUUACUAGGCCAGACCCGGUAGCGGCUAGAGAGGAGCAUCAGGAAAGAGCAACAUUAAACAUACUUUUGAAUGCAGAGCAAAAGUUUUACAGACAAAAAUCAAGAGUAAGAUGGGCAGAUGUGGGAGACAGAAACACUACAUUUUACCACCAGUAA